AUGUUCCGCCUCAUGCUCACCCACGCGAAGAAGCACCCGAGCGUGAGUCCCGGAGGGAGCGUUAUAGGCGGGGAGGGGGAGGGGUUUGUUUCCUGAGGCGAAGGGAGCGCUAUAGGCGGGGUGUGCGGGGGGGAGCCCGGUCGUAUUCUGCUCCUCUCGCCCCUCCCCCCCCCCGAGCCGCCUCCUUUUGCCCUUCUCUUCCCCUUUUAUUGCAUCCUUCUCUUUUAUUUCGAAUUUUGUUCCUCGCGCGUGGAAGAUGGCGAGACACAGACGGCAAGAAAUCCUCUCCUCCCCCCUUUUUUUAAAGGUAUGCAAAGGAAAACAAAAACAAAGAAACCCCCCACAGAUGGCAAGAAAUCCUCUUUUUUUAGGUAUGCAAAGGAAAACACAAAGAAACCCCACAGAUUGCAAGAAAUCCUCUCCCCCCCCUUUUUAAAGGUAUGCAAAGGAAAACAAAAACAAAGAAACCCCCCACAGAUGGCAAGAAAUCCUCUCCCCCCCUUUUUUUUAAAGGUAUGCAAAGGAAAACAAAAACAAAGAAACCCCCCACAGAUGGCAAGAAAUCCUCUCCCCCCCUUUUUUUUAAAGGUAUGCAAAGGAAAACAAAAUCAAAGAAACCCCCCACAGACUGCAAGAAAUCCUCUUUUUUUAGGUAUGCAAAGGAAGACAAAAACAAAGAAACCCCUCACAUUGCAACAAAUUCCCCUUUGCCUUUUUAAUUGCAUACCUAAACAGAUUGCAUACCUUAAAAAAAAGAUAGGAUUUGUUGCAAUCUGCUUUCUGUCCUCAUGCAAUUAAAAGGGCAAAGGGGAAUUUGUUUCAAUGUGGGGGGUCUUUUUUGUUUUCCUUUGCAUACCUUAAAAAAAAAGGAUUUGUUGCAACGGAACAAAAAAAUAAACAAACCCCAGGUUGCUACGAAUUCUCCUUUACUUUUAAUUACUGGAGGAAAGGAAACCGAUUGCAACAAAUCCUCUCUUGUUUUAUUUUUAGGUAUGCAAAGGGGGUGGGGAGGGAAACCCAGAUUGCAACAAAUUCUCCUUUGCUUUUAAUUAUGCGAGGAAAGGAAACAGAUUGCAACAAAUCCUAUUUUUUUUAGGCAUGCAAGGGGGGAGGGGAAGCCCCAGAUGGCAACAGAAUUCUGUUUUAUUUUUUAGUUGUGCUAGAAAGACCAAAGCAGGUUGCAACAAAUUUCGUUUUUAUUUUUAAGCAACAGCAAGUCUCCUAAACCGCCCUUCCUCUCUGCAGUGGGUGGAGAGGUAAACAUAGCAUACAAUAAGAAAUAUAAAACUUGUCAAUAAAUAAUAGGCACAGAUAAAUGAGUGAAUAGGCUUGUAUUGUAUUGUUUUAGUCUAAAGGGUUAGGAUGCCAAAAAAAAUAGGGCAAUGUCCCCUCCCCCCCUCCAAAGGUACUUUAGAAAAGAUUGGAUUUCCCUUGGUAAGAAAAUGAUAAUUUAGCUUUCUGGGCCUUGCGGAGCCUGGGAGCUGCUUCCUCUCCUUCUCUUGGCCUCUGUGAUGUUAACUCCUUUGAGCUCUUAAAAUGCCUGUGCAGACCACUUUCUCAGGCAGGUUUGCCAGCAGCGCUGUGUUUCUACUAGCACCACCUUAAUUUUGCUAACCCCCCCUGCCAAAAGAGACCCAGCAAAGAGGUUUGUGGCAGCCAUCACCAACUUGGUGCCUUCCAGAUGUUGUUGGUCCAGCUCCCAUCAUCUCUGACCAUUGGCUAUGCCGAUGGGAGUUGGCUUUCAACAACAUCUGCAUUGAUACCCUGUGAAAACGAACCUCUUUGCCUGGGAUUUUUGGGUGGGCAGGCAGGUAAUAGGAAUUUUGUUUCUGUCGCAGAUGAGAGAGAGAGUUCAUGGGGUGUGUGCUAUGCUUUUAUCUGUUUUCUACAAGCCAUGUUGAAUCGCUUUUAUUCUCUUGUGUUUUGUUCUAAUGUAACCUCCCCAGGAAUCUUUGGAAGAAAGGCAGGUUAGAAAUUCUCUCGUAAAUAAAAAUUGCAAAGGGAGACUUAAAAAAAAUUAGUUAACAACCUGGGAGCAGACUGAAGAGGCAUGUUGUCUGCCUAAAGGGUUGCUUGAGUGUGGAGGUGUGAUUCAUAGUUGACCUCUCCCACCCACACUUUGUCAUGGGAGGUCAUCCUGAUGGGGCCGCAGUAUCUUGGACAGAAAACGUGGACGCAGGUGGAUUUGAAUAUGUGCCCCUACCAGUGACAACUUUCCCUUUGCAAAUAUCUCCCCCCUGUUCUUUCCCUUCCAUAUCAUCAUCCCUUUAAGGACAUCAGGUUACCUACUUUGGGGUCUGACACAUUCCCCUUCGGUUCAAACCUGCGAUGGCGACUUAUCCUGGUAUUCAACUUCCGCUUUUGAUCUCGAAACAUUCUGUUUAUCACAGUUGAUUCCUCUGUUCAUCUUUAUUGGAAUUGGAGGGACCGGCGCGGGCCUCUACGUCAUGCGCCUUGCUCUUCGCAAUCCUGAUGUCUGGUAAGUCAGCCUUUCUUUCUUCGGCGAUCCCUCAUAGCCGAGUAAGAUUGUCUUCCCUAAACACGGUUUUAACAGUGAGUCCGUAAGUGACUGUGGAGGCCAAUUCUGGAUCCACACGUCCUUCCACAUAGGUGUCCGGGUGGGAGUUGAUCACGGAGUGGGUUUGCCAAGUGUGCCUUCCUCUUAGCACAUUUCUCCCUUGCGUCCUGAGUUCGAGCAUCUUCAAAGCCCAUGACACCUUUGGGAAAGGCUGUUCUCCAAUUGGAGCUAUCACUGGCCAGUGUUUCCCAAUUGUCAGUGUUUAUACUACAUUUUUAAAGAUUUGCCUUGAGACAGUCUUUAAACCUCUUUUGUUGACCACCAGCAUUACACUUUCCAUUUUUAAGUUCAGAAUAGAGUACAGUCAUACCUUGGGUUACAGACGCUUCAGGUUGCGUUUCUUAGGUUACUUCUGGGUUUCGGGGAUCGCGCUUUGCACAUGCGCCGAAGCGCAACCCGCGUGUGUGCAGAUGUGCUGCUGCGGGUUGCGAAUCCUGUGGGUUGCGAACGUGCAUCCCGCACAGAUCUCAUUCACAACCCAAGCGUCCACUGUAUAGUAGUUGCUUUGGGGAGCCCUUGCCAUGGUGCUGACAAUUGCCACCCCCACAAAACCAUGUCACGUGAUCGCCCCAGGUGUCCUUCACGGAUGAAUACGAGGCAGCGCUUCUGAAGGGGACCUAAGCUUGACUCCUAUCCAUGGCAGCUGCACACUGCUUUGCUUUACUCAAAAUUAACCACAGGGAUCCGUGGCCUAAGUGGAUGUGAGCUUGCUUCUUUUCAGAAGCGACACUGCCACCGAAAAGCAUCUUGGGACCCAGCGGCAGGGAUUGAUGGCAUGGCAGGGUCAGGCUGAUGACUACCCUUGCAAGCUUCUUGGGGGCAGACCUUUUGCCACUUCUUUAAGUGUUGCCAUCUUAAAGCACCACCUGAAUAAAAUAGGGCAUGCUGUGCUGCAGAGGUAGUAUAAUAAUCAAAUUUAUAUGGCUCCCAUCUGACUGGGUUGCCCCAGCCAUUCUGGGCAGCUUCCAACCAAUUAUAAAACCACAGCAAAACAUUAGCAUCAGCUUCUUAGCUUUAGAGCAAGAAAAUAAAUAAUAAUAAUAAUAAUAAUUUAUUAUUUGUACCCCGCCCAUCUGGCUGGGUUUCCCCAGCCACUCUGGGCGGCUUCCAUAGAAACCAAAAAUACACUAAAAUAUCACACAUUAAAAACUUCCCUGAACAGGGCUGCCUUAAGAUGUCUUCUGAAUGUCAGGUAGUUGUUUAUCACUUUGACAUCUGAUGGGAGGGCGUUCCACAGGGCGGGCGCCACUACCGAGAAGGCCCUCUGCCUGGUUCCCUGUAGCUUUGCUUCUCGCAAUGAGGGAACCGCCAGAAGGCCCUCGGCGCUGGACCUCAGCAUCCGGGCAGAACGAUGGGGGUGGACACGCUCCUUCAGGUAUACUGGGCCGAGGCCAUAAUAGCAUUGCCAUUCCUCAGCUGAGUUGUAUCCGAGGCAUUGCAAUGAGCAGUACAGCAUAGCUAAAAGGGUAUUUUGGAAGAGAGUACAGUGGAUGCUUGAGUUGCGAACAUGAUCUGUGCGGGAGACACAUUCGCAACCCACAGCGUUCACAACCUGCAGCGCUGUGUGUGCGCAUACGCAGGUUGCGAUUUGGUGUUUCUGCGCAUGUUAUGGUACUUCCGGGUUCGGCACAGUGCGCAACCCGAAAACACACACCCUGAAGUGUCUGUAACCCGAGGUAUGACUGUAAAUCCAAUUAACUGUGUGUGCAGAAAGCACAAAGACUAGCAGGAGCCUGCCAUGGAGAAAGUGUAGGUAAAAGGUAAAGGACCCCUGGAUGGUUAAGCCCAGUCAAAGGCGACUAUGGGGUUGUGGCGCUCAUCUCGCUUUCGCACGAGGGAGCUGGCGUUUGUCCACAGACAGCUUUCUGGGUCAUGUGGCUGCAUGACGAAACCGCAUUUGGCGCAACGGGACACCGUGACGGAAACCAGAGCGCACAGAAACGCCGUUUACCUUCCUGCCACAGUGGGACCUAUUUAUCUACUUGCACUGGCAUGCUUUCGAACUGCUAGGUUGGCAGGAGCUGGGACCGAACAACGGGAGCUCACCACCGUCACGUGGAUGCGAAGCGCUGACCUUCCGAUCGGCAAGCCCAAGAGGCUCAGUGGUUUAACCCACAGCGCCACCCGCGUCCCAGAAGUGUAGGAUUGGGUUGCCAAACACACCAAAACGGAACCGGCUGUGCAUUCACAUAAUUCUCUUCUGUAUUUUAUCACAGUAUCAAAUACAUCUCUUGAACAUAAUCAACAUAUAAAGUACGACAAUGUAAACAGAAGUCCCAAUAGAUCAGUUCAUUCAUAGAGUCCAAAUAUCUGCUAGUUUCUGUACCACGUAUGUCUUUGUAUGUUCAUAAAAUGGAAAUGGGAACUUAUUACAGUUCCACAGAAUCUUGACAAGGAUUUCCGGAAUAAUGCCUUGUUUCGCCUCCUGGGCUUCAUCAGUUGUACAUGUUCAUAUGUGGUAUAUCAAGAUACAGUAGACGCUCGGGUUGCAAACAUGAUCCGUGCGGGAAGCACGUUCGCAACCCACAGCGCCGCGUCUGCACAUGGGGCUUCUGCGCAUGCACAAAGAGCAAUUUAGCAUUUCUGCACAUGUGCGAGCGCCGAAACCCAGAAGUAACCCGUUCCGGUACUUCCGGGUUUCGGCGCGUCCAUAUCCCGAAAACCCGCAACCUGAAGCGUCUGUAACCUGAGGUAUGACUGUAAUGGAACUUUUGACAUGGUGGCUUCGUGGUGCUUUAAAGCCAGUUAAGGAGGGAUGCGGGUGGCGCUGUGGGUUAAACCACAGAGUCUAGGGCUUGCCGAUUAGAAGGUAGGCGGUUCGAAUCCCCGUGACGGGGUGAGCUCCCGUUGCUCGGUCCCAGCUACUGCCAACCUAGCAGUUCAAAAGCACCUCAGAGUGCAAGUAGAUAAAUAGGUACCGCUCCAGCGGGAAGGUAAACGGCGUUUCCGUGCGCUGCUCUGGUUCGCCAGAAGUGGCUUAGUCAUGCUGGCCACAUGACCUGGAAGCUGUACGCCAGCUCCCUUGGCCAAUAAAGCGAAAUGAGCGCUGCAACCCCAGAGUCGGUCACGACUGGACCUAAUGGUCAGUGGUCCCUUUACCUUUACCUUAAAGGGGUUUUACUAAUACUUGUGAUAUGGUGGGCUUUUUUUUUACAUCCCACAUUAUAAAAGAAGUGUGCGCUUCUGGUGGCAUUGAGGAGGCCAUGAUCAUUAAAUUGGUGAGAACCUUGUGCCAACAGUUGGGUAGAGUGGUUAUGCUUCAUGCUUUAGGUUUUUCUCCUUCUUACAAAGAUGUACUGACUGCUGUCUUCCUCUUGUCACGUUUCUCUGCCUAGCUGGGACAAAAAGAACAACCCGGAGCCUUGGAACAAGCUGGGACCCAAUGACCAGUACAAGGUAUGGUACAAAAUACCUAACUAGGGUUAUAGAGUGCUGGUUAUCCUAUAGGCCAGGAAUGGGGAGUCUGGUGUCCAGCAGAGGUUGCUGGACUCCAAGUCCCAUCAGCCCCAUCCAUUGAUUAGGAAUGAUGGGAGUAGAAAUCCAACUCAGAUAUUUAAGCUAAUCACUAAAUAGCACUUAAACCUAGGUUAUGGUUGCCACAACAAAAUGUUGAGGCACCAUUUUUUCUUGGUGACAUUUAAUAUAACCAGUGAACCUCCUUGAGAUCUAUGGAUGAUGAUGAUGAUGAUAGUUUUUUAUUUAUACCCCACCCUUCCCGGUUCAAAAACCGGGCUCAGGGCGGCUAACAACAAAUUUAAAACACUUAAUUAUAAAAGCAGCAUAAAAUACAGUGUAAAAACAUGAAUAACAGUAAAAUUCAAAAAUCAAUUUAGGGGAAAUAAGCAUUAGAUAAUCCCCAGGGCUAGCUGGCAGAAUUGGUCCUACUUGGGCCAGCGAGGCGGCCAGGGGAGAAUUAGCUGUGGGGUCUCAGAGCCGAUAAUAUUCAUAAAAGGGGAAGGGAUGGGAAGGGAAAUAAAAGAUCAGGCUGAAUUCAGAUUAAAGGCCAGGUGGAAUAGCUCUGUCUUACAGGCCCGACGGAAGUUAAAUCCUGAAGGGCCCUGGUCUCAUGGGACAGAGCAUUCCACCAGGUCGGAGCCAUCACUGAAAAGGCCCUGGUGGAGGAUAGUCUGACUUCCUUAGGGCCCGGGACCUCUAAACUAUGGUUGUUCAGGGAUGAAAGGCGGUUAAUAAUAAUAAUAAUAAUAAUAAUGUGUGAUUACAGUAUUUCAGGGGGUUGGAAUAGAUGACCCUCGGGUCCCUUCUGUGAUUCUUCACUCUCCCCUCCGGUUCAAUCUUCUCAACUCUGCAUGAUAAAUCCCUGAGUUGCUGCCAUUGACCCGUGAUUCUGCCUGCAAAAUUGCUUUUAAGCCCAUUAAAGUUGAAUGAUUAGAGAUCUUUUCCUCCUACUGAAUCAAUGGGGUAUAAUUUCAGUGUCUGCGCAACAGAAGAAUUGUGAUAUUAACUGCCUGUUUAGGGCUCCUAGGCACUUGCCCAGUUUCUUGCAGUUCAGCUCUGAAAAUACUUCCUUGUGCCUUGCUCUUUCUUGCCUAAGGCAAUUAUUUCUGGGUAGCGUGGAAUCUGCUUGCCCCUUGUAGUACAUUCUGCCUGCCCUUGCACAACUGUGUGAUAUUUAAGGCAUCCCAACUCUUGUCUGCCAAAGAGAGCAGAAAGCUCUGUUUCUCCCAUAUUUGGCUUUGUAUAAAAGCCGUUGUCCGGCUGUGUUGCUAAAAGAGGCCAGAGGCAUGUGAAAAUGAGAACACUUUGAGAACCGGUGCUUUAAAUAACUUGAGAUGUUUAGUGUUGCGUUCUAAACAAAACGUACAAACCCUUGCAAUGUAAACGUUACUCAGAGAUCCAGGAAAGGCAACCAGCAGCCUGGAAAAUAAAUCUCACUGUGAUGAUGUGUUCAUGCAUUCUGAAUAAGGAUGCAACAUUUAGCUGAUAAAUAUUUAAGCAGGUGCUCCUGAUUUAAUUUAAAAACCAAUUAACUAUAAAAGGCUUUAUCACCUGCAGGUGGUAAGUCUCACCUUUGAGUGAGAAGGGAAAAUGGCUUUGUUAAAGGGCUCUCUCCAACAACAGUGGCAUGCAUUAUUUAAACACCAAUCUGUUUCUUAAACUUCUAUUUAUAUGCAGAUGUAUACAGAUUUGCUUAAAACUCGUAAUAUGCUGCAAAUUUAGUGGGUUAAACUGGCUGCCAGCCCUAUAACUUCAACUGAUCAUAAUAUAGUGAUCCAAAAGUCUUGGCAUAUCUGCAGAUUGUCUGCAAUCUGGAAAACAGGGCAACUAAGACCAUGUACAUUUCUGGCCUCCUACUGUCAGAGGAGAUUACUAUUUAUUCUGCAAAACUGUGAAACUUAAGGGUUGCAUUCUGGGCUACUUCACAACCCCCAGCAGAUGAUUUUCAGGGGGGGGGGGCCCAGGUGCAGUGAGUAAGAAAGUGAAAACAAGGUCUUGCAUAAUGUCACCAUUUGGGUACAACUUGAACUGCUAAAAGGUUUAAAGGCUUGUUCUAGGAGUUCAAAAACUUUUGAUGCAAUCCAGAGGAGAAUUAAGCCUUUCUUGAGUCCUCUGAAAUAAAAUAAAAUAAAAACGGAGUGCUACGUUCUAGGCUUUCACAAAAUCUUCUUUCACCAUUUUGUGAUCUACAGCUCUCAAACGACUUGAGACCUAAAGAAAAACAGAAGCUUUGUUUGGGCUUCAGGGUUUAUAUACUCAAUGACCGGUCUUUCAAAUACAGUGGUAUCUCAGAAGUCGAACGGAAUCUGCUCUGGAAGUCCGUUCAACUUCCAAAAUGUUCAGAAACCAAGGCGCCGCUUCCAAUUGGCUGCAGGAAGCUGCUGCAGCCAAUCGGAAACCACAGACGUUGCGUCGGACAUUUGGGUUCCAAAGAAUGUUCGCAAACUGGAACACUCACUUCCGGGUUUGCGGCAUUCAGGAGCCAAAACGUUUGACUCGCAAGGCGUUUGGGAUCCAAGGUAAGUGGAAAUGAAUCAGCUGGUUGCAAUGGUGAAAUUAUGGUGGCGCCGUCACUCUGUAAUGGCAGUGCUGAAGUUGUAAGUCAGAUAUCCUAUUUAUAGCCAAGGAGUGGAUCCAAGGGGAGACUGUUCCCCCAAGGCCCUAUCUUCCAGAUAACAGUGACCUAAGGUUUUCCAGUAAAACAUGAAAUGGUGCACACGCUACAUCUUGUUAGUGUGCUUCGUUCAUAACUUUUCUCCUAGUUAAAUCAAUAAUAAUACUUUUAUUACUUAUACCCUGCCCAUCUGGCUGGAUUUCCCCAGCCGCUAUGGGCGGCUUCCAGCAAAAUAUAAAAAAUAAUGUCAAACAUUAAAAACUUACUGAUACAGGGCUGCCUUCAGAUGUCUUCUAAAAGUUGUGUUGUUCUUUAUCUCCUUGACAUCUGAUGGGAGGGCAUUCCACAGGGUGGGCGCCACCACCGAGAAGGCCCUCUGCCUGGUUCCCUGUAACCUCACUUCUUGCAAUGAGGGAACCGCUAGAAGGCCCUCGGCACUGGACCUCAGUGUCCGGGCAGAACGAUGGGGGUGGAGACGCUCCUUCAGGUAUACUGGGCCAUUUAGGGCUUGAAAGGUCAGCACCAGCACUUUGAAUUGUGCUCGGAAAUGUACUGGGAGCCAAUGUUUCAGGACCAGUGUUAUAUGGUCUCGGCGGCCACUUCUUGUUACCAGUCUAGCUGCUGCAUUCUGGAUUAAUUGUAGUUUCCGAGUCACCUUCAAAGGUAGCCCCACGUAGAGCGCAUGGCAGUAGUCCAAGUGGGAGGUAACCCUUUGUACGGAUAGGAUUUUCAUCCUAACAGCUGUGCUUCCCUCUUCCAGUUCUAUGCGGUGAACGUGGACUACGAUAAGCUGAAAAAGGAUCGCCCAGAUUUCUGA
Messenger RNA from Podarcis lilfordi (Lilford's wall lizard), 9465 nucleotides. The record is from the annotation of a GenBank genome assembly. Lineage: Eukaryota; Metazoa; Chordata; Lepidosauria; Squamata; Lacertidae.